GGCUCCGUGCAGCGCUAUGGCUCCCGAGCGGCACCCGCCGGCCUUUGAGGGCGCCGGGCAGGAGAGCGGGCUGCAGGUGUGGCGCGUGGAGCGGCUGGAGUUGGUGCCGGUACCGCCCAGCCGCCAUGGGGACUUCUUCGUCGGGGACGCCUAUCUGGUGCUGCACACCGUCCGCCGCGGAGCCGCCGUCGCCUACCGCCUGCACUACUGGCUCGGGAAAGAAUGUACCCAGGAUGAGAGUACAGCUGCAGCUAUCUUCACUGUUCAACUGGAUGACUACUUAGGAGGAAAGCCUGUACAGAGCAGAGAAAUUCAAGGAUAUGAAUCUAAUGAGUUUGUGAGCUAUUUCAAAGGAGGAAUUAAAUACAAGGCAGGUGGUGUUGCCUCUGGAUUUAAUCACGUUGUUACUAAUGAUCUGAGUGCCCAGAGGCUUCUCCAUAUCAAGGGCCGGAGAGUUGUGAGAGCCACAGAAGUCCCCUUGACUUGGGCCAGCUUCAACAAAGGAGAUUGUUUCAUUAUUGACCUUGGAAAUGAGAUCUAUCAAUGGUGUGGCUCUUCAUGCAACAAAUACGAGCGCCUGAAGGCCACUCAAGUUGCUGUUGGCAUUCGGGACAACGAACGAAACGGGAGGUCCAGAUUAAUUACGGUGGAAGAGGGCAGCGAACCAGAUGAGCUUAUAACGGUCUUAGGGGAAAAGCCAGAGCUUCCUGAAUGUAGUGAUGAUGACGAUGAGAUGGCUGAUAUUGCAAAUCGGAAGAGUGCUAAACUCUAUAUGGUGUCAGAUGCAAGUGGAUCCAUGAAGUUGUCAGUGGUAGCAGAGGAAAACCCUUUCUCUAUGGCUAUGCUUUUGUCAGAGGAAUGCUUCAUCCUGGACAAUGGUGCUGCAAGGAAGAUCUUUGUGUGGAAAGGCAAAGAUGCUAACCCACAGGAAAGAAAGGCUGCCAUGAAGAAUGCUGAAACAUUCGUACAGCAGAUGAAUUAUCCUGCCAACACACAGAUUCAAGUGCUUCCAGAAGGAGGUGAAACGCCAAUUUUCAAACAAUUUUUCAAAGACUGGAAGGAUAAAGAUCAAAGCGAUGGCUUCGGCAAAGUAUAUGUCACAGAGAGAGUGGCUAAAAUUGAGCAGAUUGAAUUUGAUGCUACCAAGUUACAUGAGUCUCCACAAAUGGCUGCACAGCAUAACAUGAUAGAUGAUGGCUCAGGGAAAGUACAGAUCUGGCGUGUGGAAAGCAGUGGCAGAGUUCCUGUGGAACCCGAAACGUAUGGACAGUUCUAUGGUGGUGACUGUUACAUCAUCCUAUACACAUAUCCUAAAGGGCAGAUCAUCUACACAUGGCAAGGAGCCUGUGCUACAAAAGAUGAACUGACUGCAUCUGCAUUUCUGACUGUUCAGCUCGACCGGUCAUUGAAUGAUCAGGCUGUGCAGAUUCGAGUCAGUCAAGGCAAAGAACCUCCCCAUUUACUGAGCCUGUUCAAAAAUAAACCACUUACUGUCUACAAGAAUGGAACAUCCAAGAAGGAAGGUCAGAAACCUGCUCCACCCACACGGCUCUUCCAAAUACGCAGGAACCUAAUGUCCGUUACCAGGAUUGCUGAGGUUGAUGUUGAUGCAAUGUCACUGAAUUCCAAUGAUGCCUUUGUUCUGAAACUUCCAAACAACACUGGUUACACCUGGGUGGGAAAAGGAGUAAACAAAGAAGAGGAACAAGGAGCUCAAUACAUUGCCAGUGUUCUUAAGUGCCAGACUGCUAAGAUUAAUGAAGGCCAGGAACCAGAGGAAUUCUGGAAAGCACUUGGAGGUAAAAAAAAAUAUCAGACUUCAUCUCAGCUUUUGACAAAGGCUGAAGAUCAUCCUCCUCGCCUGUUUGGUUGUUCUAAUAAGACCGGCAGAUUUAUUAUUGAGGAGGUCCCAGGAGAAUUCACUCAGGAUGAUUUGGCUGAAGAUGAUGUCAUGUUACUAGAUGCUUGGGAGCAGGUUUUUGUCUGGAUUGGGAAAGAAGCUAAUGAAACUGAACGACAGGAAUCCGUUAAAUCUGCCAAACGCUAUAUUGAAACAGACCCUUCUGGCAGAGAUAAGGGGACCCCCAUCGUUAUAGUGAAGCAGGGGCAUGAGCCCCCAACCUUCACGGGCUGGUUCCUGGCUUGGGAUUCCAACAAAUGGAAAAACUGAGCUACCCAAGAGAGCUUCAGCUUCAAGCCAAAGAAUCAUGAGUGCACAACUAUUUUCUAGUAUUUUUAAGCAUAAGCUUAUGCAACAACAUGAUGCAGAUCUUGUUACCCUUUGCUGAGCUUUGAUAUCUUUAUAUGAAUAACUUAGCGGUUCUCAGUGCUGGAUAGGAUGAAUGAUAAUUGUCAAGUGAGGUGGGUGGGGCUUUUCACGUAGGAAAUAUGCAACCUAUGAAUUCUUCACAAAAGUGGACCAGUUUAUUUUACUUUGCAAAGAUGGGCCAAAUUCUGCCUUCCCUUAACAAUUCAAACCAAUGCCAAAGAAACUCCUUUAGUGUAAAGACAGCAUAAUUUUGUGCAUAAUUUGGCUGGUGUAGAAUUUCAGACAAUGCCUGAUGCAGAGCUUUGUCUUGCAAGGGGCAAACAAGAGAUGAGUAUUUUGACACAGCUGUUCUUAACAUGUCUGUUUGCUGUCCUUGGUCUAGAUAUUAUAAUUGGAGCUUAGGAUUGUACACUUGUAAGAAUAUGAAGGUGUUUUGUGGUGCGUAGGGUUUUUUUUUUUUUUUAGAUUCUAUCUAAAUCAUUUUAAUGGAUUUUAGGUUUCUCUAUGCAAACCAGCCUCCAGCUCCACAUCUUUUUAACUGAAGCUCUCACGCACAUUUUAGGGAACUACUUUUCAGUGGAAGCAGAAGUAACAGCUUCAAAAAUACUUACUCUGCCUUAACCAGACCGCACUUAAGCCAUACUUUGCCUUGAUUGCCUUACUCAGCAGUCCCUCGUGCUUUCAUGGCAUGUAAUUUGUUCACAUUGUCAGGUACAGGAUAUGUUUCCAACUCAUUUUCUAAACAGGUCUCAGUCAAAUAUCAGCAUGGAAACUGCUUUUUUCAGCAGCAUUCCUGGGAAUUUGGAGUAUGAGGAAGCACCACAUAAGUUUCUCUCAGACACAGCUAUUUGGGAUUUCUUUUUUUGUAUUCUGGUGAAUUUAAGAGCAUAUCUUCAAAGUAUGUUUUUUUAAGUUGUAGCUUUGCCAGAAAAGUCUCCUUAAGGGCAUUAGGAAAAAUCCUGCUACAAAUCUAUAGCGCUGCUUUAAGCAUUUAUCCUAGAAUGCUUGUUUUAAACAAUUUGUACAGCAGUAAAUCAUGUUAAUGUGGCUUUUUAACGAAGGCUUUUCAACACUUUUGUUGUUCUCAUAAGAUAGUUUGGAAAGUGAACAUUUUAGUUAUUUUUUACUUUUUAUGAUUGUGAUUUUGAAUCUGAGUUAUGCAAAAGAGUGAAUUUUAUCUGAGCUCAUAAUAACAUUGACAAAAACUAAAGAGAAGCUAAGUCAAUUAAUUCAGGGAGUUUUUUCAGCCUUAAACAUUCAUUUAGAUCCUUUCUUAAAUAACUGGGCUGUAUCUGGAUGUCAUUUCAUUUAAAAUAAAAUUAUGAAACAGUA
This is a messenger RNA of Gallus gallus (chicken), 3601 nucleotides long. RefSeq names its product scinderin (gene SCIN). NCBI's taxonomy places the organism in Eukaryota, Metazoa, Chordata, Aves, Galliformes, Phasianidae. Gene Ontology annotation, cellular component: cytoplasm; actin cytoskeleton. Gene Ontology annotation, molecular function: phosphatidylinositol-4,5-bisphosphate binding; actin filament binding. The coding region runs from base 17 to 2170 and encodes 717 amino acids. Gene Ontology annotation, biological process: actin polymerization or depolymerization; actin filament severing; barbed-end actin filament capping. The record is from RefSeq and is marked validated. The transcript has 16 exons.